Molecule: messenger RNA, 1473 nt
Organism: Fonsecaea multimorphosa CBS 102226
Lineage: Eukaryota; Fungi; Ascomycota; Eurotiomycetes; Chaetothyriales; Herpotrichiellaceae
Exons: 1
Coding region: 1-1473 (490 amino acids)
Molecular function (GO): catalytic activity
Source: RefSeq, a predicted model, not a curated record
AUGGGGGUCCUUCAGCGUGACCUUUUGCGGUUGUUCUGCCGGCCCAACAGCACCCUGAGAAGGGCCGAAGGGGGAGCGAAAUCCUGUUGUAAUAUCAGAAAAUAUUCACUCAAGACUGGUUCGACAAGAAACUAUCGGAUACCGCUCUCUCGCUGGAACGUCCUAUCCAGUUCGAUAUCGCACAGAGGCGCCGCGUCCAACCGCUCUCAGAGCACGCUCAAUGUCCCGGGUUCGGAAGCAUUCCAGUUCAAUGCGCCCUCCAGCCGACCUCUAUCGGACAUAACGAUCGUUGCCCUCGAGCAGGUCAUCUCCAUGCCUCUCGCAACCCGCCACCUUGCCGACCUCGGCGCCCGAGUGAUAAAAAUCGAGCGUCCCGGGACCGGAGACUUUGUGCGGCACCACGACAAGCGCGUCCGGGGGAAACUCUGUAGCCACUUUGUGUGGACGAACCGCAACAAGGAGUCUCUCGCGUUGGAUAUCAAGGAGCCGCGGGACAUGGAGGUGCUCCGUAAAUUGGUGUGUGAGAAGGCCGACGUCUUUGUUCAAAAUCUGAGGCCCGGCGACGCCGAAAAGAUGGGCCUCGGCUACGAGGAUAUGAAGGCCAUGAUGAACGCCGCGUAUCCCGGAGAAAGCAGAGGCGAUAAACUGAUAUACGCAUCCAUCAGUGGCUACGGAGCCAACGGCCCGUACGCGCACAAGAAGGCGUAUGAUCUACUCGUCCAGGCGGAGGCAGGUUUAUUGAGCAUCACUGGCACCAGGGAUGAGAUGGCCAAGGUAGGAUGCUCGAUAGCGGAUAUUGCGGCCGGCAUAUAUGCAUACAGCAGCAUUCUGGGGGCGAUCAUUCAAAGACAGAAGACUGGGAGAGGAUGUGUGAUCGACGUCUCCAUGCUCGAGUCGCUGGUCGAGUGGAUGGGGUUUCCCCUGUACUACGCCUUUGAAGGCCAAACGGCGCCGAAACGGGCCGGAGCCUCUCACGCGAGCAUCUAUCCUUACGGCCCCUUUUCAACUGGCGUUGCGCCCGAUGGCAGCCUGGGCGCACAGGUCAUGCUCGGCGUGCAGAACGAGCGGGAGUGGAAGAUCCUGGCCACCGACGUCCUCGAACGCGAGGAUCUGACCACAGAUCCCAAGUUCAAGGACACGGCGUCGCGCAGCGACAACCGCGCCGAACUCGAGGCAAUCAUCAGUGGCAUCUUCGCUUCCUGGGGUGGUGGGGCCGACGAGGUUGUGAGGCGGCUCGAGCAGGCCGGCAUCGCCAACGCAAAAGUCAACGACAUGCAAGGUGUGUGGGAGCACGAGCAGCUCGCGGCGCGGAGACGGUUCAGGGAGGUUGACACGGAAGUUGGGCCAAUCCAGGCGUUCCUGCCGCCUGGGAUGAGCUCAGAUCUGGACGCGAGGAUGGACAAGAUCCCCGCGGUGGGAGAGCACAAUGACCAGAUAUUAAAGGAGCUGAGCGCUUCAAAGGCAAAGAUAUAG